GGGAACAGAGAAAGAAAGAGACUAGGAAUCUCCAGAUGAGGAGGGCUCUACAGAGUUCAUUUGGUUGGCCCCUCUCUCUGGGAAGGACUCCACCCAGAGAAAUGACUCCUGUUGAGUUCAUUAGAUUUCUCUCCUCGCAAUUGAGGGGCACAAAGGCCAGGAGUGAGGCUGCAAUUGUUCUUGUUUAAAGAUCACCCCAGCCUUCUCUCAGGACUGCCUCCUGUGAACUAGCUAAAAAGAGUCCUAUUUGGGGACAGGGGCAGAGUUGGUGUUACUGAGUAGAUGUAAGGUGAUCUUCCAGUAUAAGACUAUGAUGAGAGAAUUAUGGAAAAUCUGAGGGCUGCCUGAGUGUCUCAUUAGACAGAAUUUUGAGAAAGGGCCAGUUCUUCAAUGGACUCAGAGCAUGACAGUCAUCAGUGCUGGUCAGAUGGGCUGAAAGCUCCAAGCUUUUCUCAGUCAGAAACCAGGGCUUUGUGGGCAUCCAAUUAUAGGGGCAAGUUUGGAAACUGGACGUGGAGAAAUGUCAUCCUGAAGGAUGGGACAGGUUAGGAGGCUGCCAGGUCCCAUCUGUGGGAGGCUGUAUGACUCCAUAGAGCAGAGGUUCUUAACCAGGGACCUGUAGACCUAGAAUGAGGCAGGGAGGGACAGUAUUGAAUUUGGAUGGAAAAAAAUUACUUCUUUAUUUUCACUGACCUCAUAUUGAAAUGAUGAAUGUAGGCAGCAAACCACAGAAGUGCCGGUGAAUUUGUCGGUAAUAGACAUCACAGAGAUUUACAUCUCACAUGCCAGUUGUUGCAGGCACCUCAAAAGCUCAUUUCUGCUUGUUACCACUUCCAAAUUUCAGUAGUUAUUGGAACUACCAUUAAGUGUGGUUAUUUAAUGCAUAAAUCAAGAAGCCCAUGUUACUGUAUCACGUUUUUUAAAUUUUAUUUAUUUUAUUUAAUUUUGGCUAUGUUGGGUCUUUGUUGCUGCGCGCAGGCUUUCUCUAGUUACAGUUAGCAGGGGCUCCUCUUCAUUGCAGUGUGCAGGCUUCUCAGUGCGGUGGCUUCUCAUUGCGGAGCGUGGGCUCUAGGCACGUGGGCUUCAGUUGCAGCACAGGGCUCAGUAGUUGUGGCUCGUGGGCUCUAGAGCACAGGCUUAGUAGUUGUGGCGCUCGGGCUUAGUUGCUCUGAGGCAUAUGGGAUCUUCCCGGACCAGGAAUCGAACCCAUGUCCCCUACAUUGGCAGGCGGAUUCUUAACCACUGUGCCACCAGGGAAAUCCCGAAUCACAUCUUUUUUUGGCAAUAUUUUGAUAAUGGGGUUUUACUAUGAUGAGUUUCCUUUGUAAGUCUGUGUAUUUUAUUUUGUGCAUUUAAAAAUACUAUUCAGAGAAGAGAUUUACAGGCUUCCUUAGACUGCCAAAAGGGUCCAUGGCCUGGUUCACAGUAAAGGCUCCAUACAUGAAAGUGUCCUCCCUCCCUCCCUUCCUCCUUCCUAAUUCCUUUCUUCCUUCUCUUUCUCACCCUCUUUCCUUCAUUCUUUCUGCCUUGCUCAGAGCCUCCCUUCAGCGCUUCUCCUCCCUACUGAAUAAUGUUCAGCAUCCUGGCUGAUUACUGAGCACUACUGGAAUUGAUGGGGGAAAAAGUAGGGAAGCGGGGGAGAGAAGAGGCAGAGGGACAAGAAGGAGGAAAGAAGUGAGAAGAGAGGAAUGAAAAGAUGGUUGGGGGAGAUGUGGAAUAUAAAUAUUCAUGAUCCUUGGAAUUAGUUAAUGCUCCUGAGAGGCCCUCUGAGGCCCAGGUUCCAGUUAAAGGAUGGCUCUCCAUCUGUCUCUUUUCUGGGCUUCUAUCACCAUCGAUCUAAACUGUUGCAAUACCCUCUUUCCUGGCCUUCUACUCGCCACCCUCUCCAGUAUAUUCCACUGCCUACAUCCAGAAAGAGUCUUUCAAAUGCAUCUUUGAUUACAGCCCUCUCCUGCUCAGAAAUAGUCAGUGAUUUUCCCUUGUCUGCUUGAUGAAGUACAAAUGUGUUAUCCUGGGUAUUCAAGGCCCUGCUCCACUCUCUGGCUCUAACUCUUUACCAGCACGUCCCCCUACUCUUCCCCUAGGUGAAGCUUGUAUUUCAGGCAGUCUAUUCACAGAGCAAAUGCGAAGGGUACUUACUCUCUUACUCCUUCACUUCUGCUCUAUUGCCUCCACUUAAAAGAGUCCCUGAUCACCCUUCCGGGACUAUCCAUGGACAGCCUCUGCUUUGAGAUAUUGCUCAAGUCAUACCCUCUCUGCAACACUUUCCUGGCAACCUGAGACUACACUAUCUCUGAAAGUCCAGAGCAUUUUGUAAAAAUUGGUUGGGUAGCAGCCUUUAUACCUUUGCCUCUUCUACCCAAUAAACUCCAUGAAAACAGAAGCCACGUCUUGUCAUUGUUAUAUUUCUCACAAGAUUUCAGGCGAGAAAUUAUAUUUCAGGCUUGACACAGUUGAUUCUUCCAGAUUUCUUCACCUCAGUAAAGACUUUUAAGUCCACUUCUUAUUCUUUUUUCCCUCUCCUGAACAUCCUUUUUUUUUGUGAGCCUGCCUCUUGUCUCUGGUUGCUGAUACUACAGAAAAGAGAACAUAGUCUUGGGAGUCAGACCAGGUCUGCCAUUUACUUGUUAUGUGACCUUGUGCAAGUAAGUCAUUCACCCUCCACUGUUGUAACACAGAGCUCUUAAGACCAUUCUGAUAAUCAAAGAGGAGAGGAAACCCUCAAUAGAUGUUCAUUUUCUUUCUUUCUGUUAUAGAAAUUGAUAUUACUUGGAGCCCAAUCACCCCACCUCAUAAGACAUUUGAUCAACAGAAGAGUGACUACCGCUUCCGAGACAGGCACCCUAGACUCUGAUUUCAUUGCACCUUCAGGAAAAAUAAUGAGUAACUAGAUCCUACAAAAUGAGGCAAAUAGAGACUUUGAUACCUUCCCAACAUUCCCACAGGCCCUUUCAAAGCAUCAUUCACUGCUCGGUCUCCUUCACCCCCUACAUCCAAUCAACUGCCAACCCGUGAAAAUUCUGCCUCCAGAGUUUCUUUCAAAUGGAUUUCAGGAAUAGUAGCCUAUUUCAGGUUCCCAUCGCCUCUCAUCUAAGUCACUGCAACUCUUAGCUGACCUCCCUGCCUUAGUUUCUCCUGUUCCCAUAGUCAUCUCAAAGGACCUUCCUGAUACACAGAUAUGAUCGUGCUCUUCCCCUGCUAAGAACCGUCACUGGCUUCUCAUUCCCUUCAGCAUCAGACCUGAGCUCCCCUGCUUCCUUCCCAGCGUCAUCUCCUGCUCCAUGGUGUUCCCGUGCUCCCUGUACUUUUGUGAGUUAUGGUAUUACUCUUCCAUCUCCAGGCCUUCGUUCAAGCUCUUCCUUACGUGUGGAGGCCCUUCUGCCACUAAUCCAUCUAUCAAAACCCUACUCUUCCUCCAAGAUUCAGUUUAAAUCUUACCGUCUGCAAGAAGCCUUUCUAGAUUACCCAGGAGUAGAGAAUGGCCUUCAUCCUUUGAUUCCCAUAUAAUGACAUUUGAAUGCUAACUGUGUUGUUCUCACCCUCUGGGAUAUAUCCAUCAUUUGUGGUACCAGUCUUCCCCUCUAGACUAUGAGUUUCUGGAAGACAGGAACUUUAUUUUUUACAUGUCUUAAUAUGACUUAAAAUUAAUUAAGCAUACACAAAGUGCUUAAAAUAGCUCUUGGUUCAUAAUAAAGACUGAACAAAUGCUCCCUACUUUUCUUCCCCAAAACUUGGAGUGAAGAUACAUGAACUCUCUGAGCCUCCAUUUCUUCCUGCGUAAAAUGGGGAUAAUAAAACUAUCUACGUCUCAGGAUCAUGAGAGGAUUAAAUGAGAUAAUGCACAUUAAGUGCUGAACAGAGUGCUUGCUGACGAUAAAUGCUCCAUGCGCGGCAUCAGUGACCACACUUACAUUAUUUUCACCAUUUGCGUACUUACGCUCUUCACCCCCCUCCUUCCAGGCCCCACCCCUGCCCUCAGUGCUUCUAGCGCAGGGAUUUCACACAAGGUGUGCUCAGUCUAUGUUUGUUGAAUUUUUAAAUUAUUUUAUUUACUCUCAUGGGUUUUUAUACUUAUAGUCAUACAGAUCCACUGUGUAACCACAAAGCCACAGAAAUUUGUCUGUGACAAACCAGCCAUGUUCUUGGAUUUUGGAAUGCUUUGAGCCAACUGAUGAAGGUGCCGGGUUUUCACUUUACACUGGAAAUGACAGGUUGCCCAUAGCCUUACACACUCAUGCACAGCCUGGAACCUCCAAAGGCCUUUCUUUAUUUGGAAUAAGGGCAUUGUUGGUUUCUCUCUCUGUUAACAUUCACCUGCCACUUGGAGAAUUUUGAAAUCAAACUUCCCUGUGCUACAAUUGAAUGUAACAAAUAUAUUUAUCCUGAGUCAUCUUCCUGUGCUUGGCACUGUGCUGAAGGCUGUUCUCAAGAAGCUUACUGCCUAAUAGGCAGAGGGCCAGACACGUAAGGUGCUAACUACACAACCAGCAAAAUGAAACAGGACCAAAUAGAAGCAGAAGUAAUGUGUUGUGGGUGUGUACAGGAGGGAACUCUUCAUUCUGACCAGAGAAUAAGCAAAGAUACCAUCAAGGAGGUAUCAUUUGAGCUAAGCCUUGAUGGCUGAGAGAAUUUUGAUAUAGACAGAAAGUUGGAGAGAGGGUAAUCAGAAUAAGGGAACAGCAUCACCAGAGGCAUGGAGAUGUGAAAUUGCAUGAUGUGGGCUGAAAGAAUGGGGAGUAGACUAAGGUGGUUGGACUUCCAUUUCUCACUCUUCGGCCAUUUACAUCCCAUCUUCUGGUUCUUUCCACAGCUGAGUACCACCUAUGCUAUUAUUUCCUAACAUUUUUUUCCCCAAAUCGAAUCAAUCCUGUAACCUAAGUUAAUAUAUUCUAACAGGAAAAUUUAUAUUACCACCAUGAAUUCACUUUUAUUCACUACACAUUAAAAUAACUUUCCAUCCAUGAGCCACUUCAGAUCACCCUGUGUCCCUACAGUGGUGUGGGGAUCUCAUGCUAGAUCAUAAGGGAUGUGAGUGCCGAUGCUGAGAGAUGAGGUCAGGAAGGUGUGUGGGGCCGGUCCAUGGAGGGCCUUAAAUGCCAGGCUAACAUGUUCAGACUUUAUCCUGUCAGCGAAGGGAAAAUAUUGAAGAUUUCAGAGGAGACAAGCAUUAUGACUGUGUUUUAAAAAUAUAUCUGACAGCGGCAUGGAAAAUAGACUGGAGGGGAAGAGACCAGCAGGCAAGAAUAGACAAAAGACUGCAGUCCAGCCCAGAGGAGGUCAAGUUCUGGACCACAGCAGUGGCAAUGGAGGCAGAGGCAGGAGGAUGAAUGGGAGAGAUCUUUUUUUUGGAAUGGGAGAGAAGUUAAAGAUAGCUCCAAAAUGUUGAAACUGUGACAUUUUCCCUGAGGCCUGAAAUAUGAAUAGGAACUAGCCAGGCAAAGAGCUGAGGAAAGAGUUUUCCAGGCAAAAGGUAUAACAUGCACAGAAGCCCAGAGGCUGGAAAACAGAAUGAAUUGAAGAAACUGACAGAAGAACAGUAUGGUGGCAUGCAAAGAGCCAGGGGUUGGCCAGGGGCUCCAUCACGGAGGACCUUCGGAAGCAAGGUUACAAGACUGGACUUGAUCCUAAGAGUCAUGGGAAGUCAUAUUUUAAAGUGGAAUUCAACUCCCACUGCUGUCAGAUGUAUCACGGACAUUUUGAAUGGGACAAAAUCGAACACAGUAAAGCAGUUUCUAAUAUGGUGUUUUAUAAUAUAUUUAACAUAUAAUAAAGUGUUUAUUAUAUGUUAUAUAAUAAAGUAGUUUCCUCUCAGCAUCAAAUAGCCCAUACACUGCAGGCAGCCCCUCUCCACUGGAAUGUGCCGACAGAGCAGUUCCACAAAGGAAGGCGGGUUGAGCUUUCAGAAGGGACUUCCUGAGGUCCCAGAAUGGGGAUAUCAGCCACCGGCCCAAGGUGCCGUUCCUUCCAAUUGCCAAGUAGUGCUGUCCUUCAACCACAGCUGAGGACCUACUCUGAGAAUGUCAUGGUUCUGCCGUUUCCUCGGUUAAGAUCUCAGCCAUCAAGGGAACCCAGAUCCAGGGACUCAGAGGUCAUCCUGGACCACAGCAGAACUUGGAGUGGGGUGGGGGGUUGGAGAGGAUGAGGAGAGAAAAGUCUCACACUGGCCUUGACUUGCUCCUUCACCACAGAGCUGAGAUCGGGGUUAUGAGAGGUGAAUUAAACUUGAAGGGAACUGAAAGGCACGAACACUUUGUGUCCCCUCAGGAGCUAUUCCUAUUCUUCUUAUACCCUACUUUCUGGUGUUCACUAAAUUCUGGAUAGUGUCCAUGCUUGCCUUAGCCUGGCUCGCCUAUGACUGGAACACCCACAGUCAAGGUGGUAGGCGUUCAGCUUGGGUACGAAACUGGACCCUCUGGAAAUAUUUCCGAAAUUACUUCCCAGUAAAGCUGGUGAAGACUCAUGACCUCUGUCCCAAACACAACUAUAUCAUUGCCAGCCACCCCCAUGGCAUUCUCUCUUAUGGUGUCUUCGUCAACUUUGCCACUGAGGCCACUGGCUUUGCUCGGAUUUUCCCAGCCAUCACUCCUUAUGUAGGGACCCUGGAAGGGAUCUUCUGGAUCCCAAUUGUGCGAGAUUAUGUGAUGUCAAUGGGUGUGUGCCCAGUGAGUGAGCUGGCCUUGAAGUAUUUGCUGACCAAGAAAGGUUCAGGCAAUGCUGUGGUUAUCGUGGUGGGUGGAGCUGCUGAAGCCCUCUUAUGCCACCCAGGAGCCUCUACCAUCCUCCUUAAACAGCGUAAAGGUUUUGUGAAGUUGGCACUGAAGACAGGAUCAUACCUUGUCCCUUCCUAUUCCUUUGGAGAGAAUGAGGUUCACAAACAACCAACCUUCCCUGAGGGCACAUGGCUAAGGUUCUUCCAAAAAACCUUGCAGGACACAAUCAAAAAAACCCUGAGGCUAAGUUUCUGUACCUUCUAUGGCCGGGGCCUCACUCGAGGAUCCUGGGGCUUCCUGCCUUUCAAUAGGCCCAUUACCACGGUUGUUGGGGAACCCCUGCCAAUUCCCAAAAUUAAGAAGCCAAACAAGAAGACGGUGGACAAGUACCACACACUCUACGUCAGCGCCCUGCGCAAGCUGUUUGACCAGCACAAAGUUCAGUAUGGCCUCCCUGAGACCCAGGAGCUGACAAUCAUAUAACAGCAGCUGGAUGUCCCCGUUAUUGAACCCCAAAAGCAUUGAGGGAUCCAAGUAGGGCCACAGGGAAGGAAGAAUCUCGGGAGAGGGGAGGAUCUCAGGGUUGAGUGAGGAGGCCAACCAAGCCAGAAAGUACUUAAUGAAUCCGGCUUAGAGGAAGGAACCAGAGGAAUGGGGAAGACUGGGCAACAGCCCAGUUUAGCAAGCAGAGUCUUGUGAGUCCACAGAUCUUUUUUGCCCCCAACUCCAGCCAACUCUGAUCAGAGGAAUGAGAAGCCAAAGGACACCAUGUCUUUUCCUCCUGAGCCUUGGUGAUACCAUCACUAUUUAGCUUGAGGCUUAGAAGCCUUGUUGAGAACAAGGAUGGUUUGUUUCCUCCUAGGCCCUUGGCCCUUUCCUUGCAAUUUGGAGGCAACCACAAGGUAAACCAGGCACCUAAGCUAUACUUCCAAAGCAAGCACAAUUCCCUCAGCUGUGAUACAGUUCUCCACUAGCAAAAACUUUAUUAAAAAUAAUUAUGCCAUUUCUUCUAUAAAAAUAAAGCUGUAGAUAUGCAAAACAGGAUAUGACUAUUUCCUAAUUACUGUGUGGUUCACUGCUGGGCUUCCCUGAAACCUAGCGGGAAAGCUGGUCUGUGGGGAGUCAUUUUCCUCUUCUUUAUCCACCCUUUAUUCUGCACUUGACAGAAAAGGUGGAGUAGUGGAACCAGAACUGCUGCACAGUGUAGGAGACAGGACAGAAGCAUGGCAACUGGCACAGGCACGCCCCGAGUAGCCCGUCUCUCCUAAUCCCACAUAACCACUGUGGAUGAGGAGGGAGGGCACCUACAAGACCACGUACCAGUUGUGAGUCUGCUUUAUGUCAGGAACCUACUGCGGGGAAUUCCCUGCCGGU
Hippopotamus amphibius kiboko is the source of this 8084-nucleotide messenger RNA. RefSeq names its product diacylglycerol O-acyltransferase 2 like 6 (gene DGAT2L6). The transcript is spliced from 7 exons. Gene Ontology annotation, biological process: lipid metabolic process. The record is from RefSeq and is a predicted model, not a curated record. Gene Ontology annotation, cellular component: endoplasmic reticulum membrane. NCBI's taxonomy places the organism in Eukaryota, Metazoa, Chordata, Mammalia, Artiodactyla, Hippopotamidae. The coding region runs from base 6327 to 7193 and encodes 288 amino acids.